CACUUCUCGAUCGAGAUAAACAUGUUUUCACGCAUCUUCCACUCCCCACUCGAAUAACAACAACUGAAGAAUAAAAUCGCUCAUGCGAAUACAUAUUAGAUAUGCAGUAUUUAUCGCGCCACUCCUCGUUGAACACUUUACAUUUCGCAAAAAAACGAUCGUUUUAACGUCAAAUUAACGCGAGUGCUAUAAUUAUACACAAUAUUACAAUAUUCAGUAAAAUGCAAAUAAGUAACGACCUCCUGAGUAAAAUCCUGAGCGGCGACACACCCUCCAAAAUAAAAAUUAUACACUGGCACAUCGAAAAGAACGCAUUUCCGCAAAGCAACAACCACACAUCGGAGCUCAACAGGCUGCUGGUCGAGUAUCAAAAAAAAGGUAAAACAUUCAAAAAAUCGUUCAUCUUAAAAGUACCAUCGGAACAUCCCUUGUACGAUAUCGGAAUUCAAUUCAAAUUGUACGAAAAAGAGUACCCGAUGUACACCGAAGUACUCGAAGAAAUGUAUAAAAUAGACGGCGAGCACAUUGGUGCCAAGUUAUACUACUCUGAUGAUAAAUACUCGCUGAUGAUGAAAGAUCUAACCUUCUCCGGCUACAAAGUAGUGGACAAAGUCAAGCAGCUGGACUACCAUCAAUGCUACUUGGUUUUCAGAAAACUGGCUAAAUUUCACGCGUUAUCAGUAAAGCUCGACAGACAUUCGAAAAUAAGCCCGACUUUGAAACAAGUCCCCUGGCUGGGAAAAGUGGAACUCGAAGAGCAAUGUAGAAUAUAUUUUAAUUACGCUUGCGAUCGACUUGCCCAAAGUAUAGAUUCGAAGUUCAAUCUUGAUGAGAAGAUCCUCCGCAUGAAAGACGACUUAUUCGACAAAGUACUGCAAGAAAUAACCUCAAACCAACUCACAUUCAAGGUACUAAGCCACGGAGAUUUAUGGUUGGGGAAUACGUUAUUCAAAUUCAAUAAAUAUGGCCACGCGAUGAAGGUUAAAUUCAUCGAUUUUCAAUGCUCAUCUUGGUCAUCUCCGGUCUUUGAUAUUUUACUUUUCACGUUGACCAGCAUGCGAUUCGAAGUUUUUGAAAAACAUUUCGAUUUUUUAAUGGAAACCUACAUCGAAACAUUGAACGAUACUUUGAAAUUUUUUCAAUGUGGUGAAUAUUCGUUAGAAGAGCUGCGUCGUGAUAUGGAUAUUUUUCACGGUUCGGUAAUCAUGAUCUUAUGCUGUCAAUUACCUCAAGCUCUAGCCAAUCCCGAAUGUCCUCUGAAUUAUAAAAAAUUUUACACGGAUGGUGUUGUUGACUUCAAGCUUUACGACGUAUGUUUCAAAAAUGAUACGUAUUUGAAAAUAUUGAAUAAAUGGAUUCCUCAUUAUGUUAAAAAAGGAUUGUUCGAUCGCUCAUAAAGAGGCAGAAUAUGGGGUUCCGGGGUUUAUUUUGAAAAGAAAGUUUCUGAAGACAACCAAAUCCAAGAUCCACUCAUGCAAAAUCUCUUAUUUCGAAGCUAAUUUGUAAAUUAAUAAUCUAUGAUUGAGACGUUUUGAGAUUCCAUGCCAUAAUAACAAUAAAUGAAAAAUAAAUAAAUAAAAAAAAAACAAUCCUUAUUCAAUGAA
Planococcus citri (citrus mealybug) is the source of this 1604-nucleotide messenger RNA. RefSeq lists its product as uncharacterized. The transcript is spliced from 3 exons. The record is from RefSeq and is a predicted model, not a curated record. Bases 222 to 1397 code for a protein of 391 amino acids. Lineage: Eukaryota; Metazoa; Arthropoda; Insecta; Hemiptera; Pseudococcidae.